Saccostrea echinata is the source of this 2352-nucleotide messenger RNA. Its product is annotated as bifunctional coenzyme A synthase-like. The transcript is spliced from 9 exons. Bases 29 to 1648 code for a protein of 539 amino acids. Gene Ontology annotation, biological process: coenzyme A biosynthetic process. Gene Ontology annotation, molecular function: dephospho-CoA kinase activity; ATP binding. Lineage: Eukaryota; Metazoa; Mollusca; Bivalvia; Ostreida; Ostreidae. The record is from RefSeq and is a predicted model, not a curated record.
UUUGAAUUAUAAGAGUAAUUACAGCAUCAUGUUUGAGUCUGGUCUUUUAAUUUUGACACGCCCAAUCCCAGUACUGAGAAAGAAUGUGCAGGACAUACUCUCACGGGCAGCAAAGAUAAUCUCAAGCACACUGUAUGUGCAUAUCCAACCUAACCAAUCCACAAAACUGGAAUCAGACUCGGCCAGAUUCCAGUUUGUUCCUCUGGACAAAAACGUCCGUAUGCUGAUGACAGACAUCUAUUCUUCGAGUGCAUCUGUUUGUGGAAAUAUGGACAUUUAUGUAUUGCUCGGAAAUAUAACUAACAGUCAAAGCCUGGUGGCAAAAUGUCACUAUAAUCUUAGAUCAAAAUUAGAAGUUGUUCUCUUGGACAACAGUGAUCAAUUUUCAGUGAAUGAACAGUAUUUUAAUAAGUUUGUCCAGAAUACCUUUCAAGCCUCUGGAAACAACAUUAAAUUUCAAUGUAUUAGUGAUAUAGAUUUCACACAACAAGUGGAUUCUGAGGAGAACUCACACAUACAGACAUACAGACAGGUGGUGCUAGGUGGUACCUUUGAUCGUUUACACGCUGGACAUAAGAUUCUCUUAGGGGAGGGAUGUUUACUGGCUGAGGAGAGAUUAACAGUCGGGGUUACAACUGGAGACAUGAAUCUUAAAAAGUCUCUACCAGAGCUGAUUCAGCCCACGACAGAAAGAAUCAACUCAGUGGUGGACUUCAUUGAGACAGUGAAGCCACAGAUCAGUCACCGCGUGGUGCCCAUCUCGGACAUGUUCGGUCCCACCAUCACAGACCCUGAUUUACAGUGUAUCGUCGUCAGUGCUGAGACGGCAAAAGGUGGCGAGAUAGUGAACCAAGAAAGACAGAAAAAGGGGUUCCAACAGCUAGAUGUGUACACCAUUGACCUAGUUCAGGAUAUAUGUCAUGGUCAGUAUGAAGAGGUCAAGGUCAGCUCAUCAUCAUUAAGGAAACGGUUACUAGGAACAGUGAUUAACCCAAUUAAGGAAAACAGAAACAUUCCAUCUUCUCCCUACAUUCUGGGUGUAACAGGUGGUAUAGCUAGCGGGAAAUCAGCCAUUUGUAAAAGGUUGGAGAAGCUAGGUGCAGCUACAGUGGACUGUGAUAAACUAGGUCAUCAGGCCUAUGUAAAAGGCACUCCUGGUUACGAUAAAGUUGUCAGUACUUUCGGUACAGGGAUUCUCAGUGAGGAUGGGGAGGUAAACAGAAGAGCCCUGGGAGCCAUUGUUUUCAGUGAUGAGACAAAGAUGCAGACCCUAAAUGGUAUAGUUUGGCCAGAAAUUGCCAGAAUGGCUACAGAGGAGAUCAGACAAUAUGGCACAGAGGGUAAGACAAUUGUGGUAUUAGAGGCAGCCAUUCUACUAAAGGCAGGCUGGGAAGACAUGUGUCAUGAAGUUUGGGGGUGUGUCAUUCCUGUGGGAGAGGCUGUGAAAAGACUGGAGGAGAGGAAUCACUUAUCUGAGGAGGAGGCCCUGAAAAGAAUAAAACUGGGAGUGUCUAACGAGGAACUCGUCAAAAAAUGUAACGUCAUCCUGUGUUCUCAGUGGGAAUAUGAGUACACUCAACAACAGGUUGAAAAAGCAUGGCAUCUUCUUCAUGAGAGACUUCCAUCUCCUGUCAAGUCACAGUACUGAAGUGAUUCCACUGACUUACAUAGGAAAAAAGUUAUUCAGAGUGAAUCAUCUCUACUGACAAUAAUUCCCCAGAUCUUAUAACUAGCAUUAACUACAAAUCAGAAUGGAUUGCAGUUCACAAUCAGUGUUAGCCAAAUAUUGAUUCAGUGAUUUAAUUUGGUGAGGAAAGUUGAACAUUAAUGAAAUUAAGGCAGUAUUCAGAUAAUUGUGUAUGUUGUAGUAUGUGCUGUGUUAAAUUAGAAAAUUCUGCUCAAGGAGUAAACCCUAGUAAGGGGAGAUAACUCUGUUAGGGAGACUGAGGUUAGUGUGCUAAGGGAGAUAACUUGCUAAAUCACUAUGAUUUGUUUUUUUUCCCCCAAAAUUUUCUCAAUUACUUUGUAUAACUUAUAGCAUAUUUCAUUUCUUGAGUAUAAUUUCAUCUUUAUUUUAUUGUUAGAAAACUGUCAUAUGCCAAAUUCUAUUUUGUAAGCAGAUUAAUUAUCCCUUUUAACAGCAGUAACUGAGAUUUAUAAACAUAACUGUAUGAGAAUUUUUUUAAAAUUGUUAAAGCACUGUCCUCUUCUAAUUGGCAAUGAAAAAAAUAAAUGAAUAACAAGAAAAAUGAGUAACCUUUGAGCUACAAAUCAGCAGUAUUUGAGUGGAUUAAUUUUAUUUAAAUUUGAUAAAUAUAUAGAUUAUACUGAAUAUACAACAUUAAAACAAAU